GUCAACCUACUUAGCCUAAGCAUCUGGGCGCAGUAGGACAACUUCCAAAUUAUAGGUAGGCUUCCACUAGCCGGUACUUGCCAGGUACAGGCGCUUAGGUACUUGACAGCUUGUCAGAGCUUCCCAUUUCCCAACACCCUACAUCCUACACAUCCUCCUCUUAUUACUUUCUCCUUAUAAUUCUUCGCCAAUUGCCCGCACCAGGCCGAAGUGAUCAAGCCUCCUUUCAUAUAAUUGCUUCAGGUGGUUGAGAACUCGAUGAUUUUGCUCAGCUGGCUGUAACUCGCCUUGUGUGACACCUUCGACCUUCAACUCCACCCCCAGUUUUCUGGGGGAUCCCUUAAGGAUUCAAGAUGCGCACAUCGAGCCAGCCCUUCUCGAGCUGGCUAGCUUUGUUGUGCGCAUUAGGGGUCCUAUUUUCAUUGUUUACAUCAGGAGUUGCGGUAAAGGAGAACGACUUCAAGAAAUGCCAUCAAUCAGGAUUUUGUAAACGAAACAGAGAUUACGCCGACAAAGCUUUGGCACAGGGAUCGUCAUGGCAGGUACCAUACACAAUUGUUCCUACCGAAGCCUCGUUUAAAGACGGCGUAUUCCAUGCCACCAUCCUCAAAACGAUCGACGAUCAGGGCACCACUGUCGAAUUACCCCUGACUGUUGCUUUCCACAAGUCUGGAACUGCUCGCGUAACCGUCGAUGAGAAACGACGACAGGAGAAGGACAUUGAGCUUCGACACGGCAGCCAGGCGAGGAAGGAACGGUAUAAUGAGGCCGAGAAAUGGGCAAUUGUUGGUGGGAUAACGGUUGAUGUCGAUGCCAAAAUUGUCCAUAAUGGCAACGCCGGUAUUAAGAUCCAGUACGGUCCCAACUUCGCAUUCGAGGCCAGUAUCAGCUACAACCCUUACUCCAUCGAAUUCAAGCGCGAUGGCUCCGCUCAACUCAAACUCAAUGACCGGGGUUUGAUGAAUCUAGAGCAUUGGCGACCCAAGGUGGAGAAGCCAGCCGCCGAGGAUAGGAAGGAGGGCGAAGAAAAUAACGAUGAGAACAAAGAGGAACCUGUUCCGUCAGCAAUUGAGGAUGAGAGCACUUGGUGGGAUGAGUCUUUCGGCGGAAACACUGACUCUAAACCCCGUGGCCCUGAGAGUGUUGCCCUCGACAUAACCUUCUUUGGCUAUGAACAUGUCUAUGGCAUCCCGGAGCAUGCUGGUCCACUGUCACUCAAGGAGACUAGGGGCGGUGACGGGGCUUACGCCGAGCCGUAUAGGCUGUAUAACUCAGAUGUUUUUGAAUACAUCCUAGACAGUCCUAUGACCCUAUACGGAGCUAUUCCUUUAAUGCAGGCUCACAAAAAAGACUCCACCGUUGCAGUAUUUUGGCUCAAUGCAGCAGAGACCUGGAUUGAUAUCACGAAAUCCAAGGGAUCGACGAACCCGCUAGCUCUCGGGAAAGGGGCUAAGACUAACACCGAAACCCAUUGGAUUUCUGAAUCAGGUCUGAUGGAUCUUUUCGUCUUCUUGGGCCCUACGCCUGGGGAAAUAAAUAAAGCUUUUGGAGAGCUUACGGGUACGACUGCGAUGCCUCAGGAGUUCUCCAUAGGGUACCACCAAUGUCGCUGGAAUUACGUAUCCGAUGAUGACGUGAAGGAAGUUGACCGGAAGAUGGAUCGUCAUCAAAUCCCUUAUGAUGUCAUCUGGCUUGACAUUGAAUACACCGAUGAAAAGAAGUAUUUCACGUGGGAUAAAGACAUGUUCAAGGAUCCGAUAUCGAUGGGACAGCAGCUAGAUGCCCACGGGAGAAAAUUGGUCGUCAUCAUUGACCCUCAUAUCAAGAACACGGGUAGCUAUUCCGUGGUUGACGAACUCAAAGCAAACGGCCUGGCCGUCAAGAAUAAGGAGGGCAAGGACUUUGAUGGCUGGUGUUGGCCUGGCUCGUCUAUGUGGGUCGACUGCUUCAAUCCAUCUGCUAUCAAAUGGUGGAAAUCUCUAUUUAAAUAUGACAAGUUCAAGGGGACCAUGGAAAACACAUGGCUAUGGAAUGACAUGAACGAGCCAUCAGUGUUCAAUGGCCCGGAGGUGACAAUGCCUAAAGACAAUCUACACUUUGGUUCUUGGGAACACCGGGACGUUCACAACAUCAACGGUAUGACGUUUCACAAUGCCACCUAUGAAGCUCUUGUGUCCCGUAAGAAGGGAGAACUUCGUCGCCCGUUUGCUCUCACUCGGUCCUUCUACGCAGGUUCACAGCGCGUGGGCGCUAUGUGGACUGGUGAUAAUCAAGCAAACUGGGAACACUUAGGAGCCUCGAUCCCUAUGAUUUUAAACCAGGGCGUAUCAGGAUUCCCCUUUGCUGGAGCUGAUGUAGGCGGAUUUUUCGGCAACCCUGAAGCCGAGUUACAGAGUCGUUGGUACCAGGCCGGUGCUUUCUAUCCAUUUUUCCGCGGUCAUGCGCACAUUGAUGCCAGACGCCGAGAGCCUUACCUGCUUCCAGAGCCGUAUCGAGCUAUUGUCACGUCAGCGCUUCGUCUUCGUUAUAGCUUGAUACCAUCUUGGUAUACUGCCUUCCAUCAAGCACAUCAGGAUGGCAGUCCGAUCAUACGACCAAUGUACUGGACGCAUCCUAACAACGAAGGCAGUUUUGGCGUUGACAACCAGUUCUUUGUAGGUUCAACUGGAAUCCUUGUUAAGCCUGUGGUUGAGAAGGGUAAGAUCACCGAAGACAUUUAUAUCCCGGAUGACGAGGUCUAUUAUAACUACUUCUCGUACCAAAAGCUACCCACAGCGAAGGGGAAGACGCUUACGAUAGAUGCUCCUAUCGAGAGCAUCCCUGUCUUGAUGCAGGGUGGUCACAUAUUCCCUCGUCGAGACAUUCCUCGUCGUUCUGUUCAACUGAUGAGAUUUGACGAUUACACGCUAGUGGUGGCAGUUGGCAAGGACGGCACAGCUGAGGGUCAACUAUACAUUGACGACGGUGAUUCAUUCGAUUAUCAAAAAGGUCAAUACAUCCAUCGUACUUUCAAGUUGGAGGGGUCUAGAAUUACCUCGACUGAAAUCGAUGGCCGUGAUACGGAUAGCGUAAAAGAGGGCGACUGGCUGAAGAAUAUGCACGAUGUCGCCGUCGACAAGAUUAUUAUAGUUGGCGCCCCUUCGUCUUGGGCCAACAAAAAGGAGGUGCAACUAGAAACUGAAGGAAAACAGUCUACAGUGAAUUUGGAGUACUUCAAAGGCGAUGCCACCCGAGGUGCCUUUGCCAUUAUUGGACGCGUUGGAGCCAGAGUUGGGGCCGAUUGGACCAUCGACCUAGCUUAGAUGAGAUAACACAGCAGUUUUGCAGGCGAACAUGAUUUAGAGCUGAUGGCAUUGUCGUAUAUUGGUGAUUCAUAUUGUGUCUGGAAAAGCGAUUGAUAGAUGUGCAUAGAAUGAACAGAAGCUUGUCCGAAAUCUAGCAUCUCCAUGGCUCGAUUACGAAUUAAAUGAGACCGGCUAAACGAUUCAAUUACCAGCUCUGAAUAGGAUCAAGCUGCUAAC
Messenger RNA from Xylaria bambusicola, 3521 nucleotides. RefSeq names its product glycoside hydrolase family 31 protein. Gene Ontology annotation, biological process: carbohydrate metabolic process; N-glycan processing. NCBI's taxonomy places the organism in Eukaryota, Fungi, Ascomycota, Sordariomycetes, Xylariales, Xylariaceae. Gene Ontology annotation, cellular component: glucosidase II complex. The coding region runs from base 354 to 3302 and encodes 982 amino acids. The transcript has 2 exons. Gene Ontology annotation, molecular function: alpha-glucosidase activity; carbohydrate binding. The record is from RefSeq and is a predicted model, not a curated record.